Molecule: messenger RNA, 6642 nt
Organism: Entrophospora sp. SA101
Lineage: Eukaryota; Fungi; Glomeromycota; Glomeromycetes; Entrophosporales; Entrophosporaceae
Source: the annotation of a GenBank genome assembly
AUGGACCUUACAAACUCCACUUUAUCACCAACAACUGCUGGUGAUGCUGUAGAAAACCGAACAUCAUUACUUAUUGAUCCAAAAACUCCAGCAGAAUACGCCUUAACCAUAUUAUAUAGACAAUUUGCAAAGAUUGCUGAAAAGAAAUUAGAAUUCAUAAUAAAAAAUAGUAGUGCGGAUCAUGAAAUUGAUUUCUUCAGCAUUUUGGGUUCUGGUGUCGAUACAGCUUUUGACAAAUUGUUAAAUUCCCUGGGUUAUAUAGCUAGACACAAACCUAGGCCUGUCAUUGACACAGUAAUGUAUUGGAGAAAAAAUAAAACGCAAUCACAUAGACGUCAUUUGAGUGAUACCAUAUUGAUGAGAAGAGAUUUUCAAAUGGCAGAAGAAGAGCGGAUUGGGCAAGCUACACUAUAUAUUUUGGCUCGUACACUUAUUGAAAUAGUAAAACAAUUACAGCCGGAAGCAUUAAAAGAAGAUAUAGGAAAAACUUUGGAAGAAGUAGUAUUUAAACCAAUUCUGGAUUGGAAACCUGAAGAUGUUUCAAGAUCAAAACAUAAAGAUGCAAAUUUUACCAUGUUUUCAGAACUUAUUGGUUGGCUUUCUAAAAUACGAUUUUGUACUGUUUCUGACCGAUUCACAGUACAAUUAGAACAAUUCAUUAAAUCAGCUCCAAGUAACAUGAAAGAACAAGAAACAAGAUUUGAAUUGCUUCUUAGAGGAAUGCAUCAUUUAAAAUUAAAAAUUUAUCCUGUGGAGGCAUUAGAAGAGACGGCUGAAUUUUUACAGACAUUAGCAAAAUUUAUGAAAGCUGCCGAUAGCCCAAAAAUAAAACAUGCAUAUGCUGAUUUAUUUGUUAGAUUAUUAAUGCCUAUAGCUGGGGUAGCUGAUGCAGAGGUCAGAUUCCCUGCUUGGGUAAAAGCUGUUGAAAUGCUAUUUCCAAAAGCAUGGAAAAUGUUGGAAAGACCACGAUAUUGCCGUGUCGCAUAUCCAUUAGCUACGACUUUAUUAUGUGUUAGCCAAAGGGAAUAUUUUAUAAAUAAUUAUAACAAUUGUUUAAAUGCAUGCAUACAAAGGUUUAGGGACAGUAAAUAUAGACAAAUGGCGAUGGGCUGUGUAAUUAGAUUAGUAUGGACAUUGAUAUACCGAUGUAAUGAUGGAACUUCAAAUACACAUAAAAAAUUGGAUGAAAUAACUAAAAUUUUAUUUCCUCCUAACCGCAAAUCAACAACACCGCCUGAUAUUCAUCCGGAUUUAUUUGUACAAUUCAUACAUAUUGUAGGAAUGAAACAUCAUGAUUAUUGUAUGAAAAAUCUUAUAUUUUUUUUAAUGAAUUCAGAUCUUAUGGCUGGCCAGACAUUAUCACUAGAUUAUAUAUCACCUGAACGAAUGAGGAUUGCAAUAAGAGCUUUUAUGAUUUUAUUAGCCAACACUCAAGAAUCUGAAUUGAAACCAACCUUUCCAAGUAACCCUGAUUUGUUCUCUCCUAAACCUCUACUUGGGAUUAAAUAUUCUUCUGAUGUCAUUACUGAAGAGGUUUUGAAUCGAAUUGGGUUUAAAGAAGAUUUCCAUAAAUUUUGUGAAAUUGCUUUUAAAAUUGCUUAUAUGCUAGAUCGUAAUUAUGGUGGACUGCUUGUGCUGGAUGAAAAAAUUCAUACUUUACGUAUCAACUAUUCACCGAUUGUCAAUGUAGUAAGUGGUGUUGGUGAAAUCAAUGGCUUUAUAACUCAUCAUUACUUAUCUGUCAAUGUAUCAUAUCCAAAGGAAAAACAGCCCUCUUUAGAUUUGUUGCGGGAAUAUGUUAAUUCUCUUCCUAGAUUAAUAAACGAUAAUACAAAAACAGUCGUGGAAAUGUUGUGCAGGUACACUGCCCAUGCAGAUCCAGAGCUUGCUAAAUCAUCAUUUUUUGCUCUAAUAAGAAUUGCUCACCAGUGUGGUGCAGAAAUUGUUAUAACAGGUCUCUCACAUUUUGUAAAUAAAAUUGAGGAUCAAUACACAGAUAUUUUAACGGGUAGUGGUAGCCAUUCUGGGAUUGGCGCAAAAAGUGGCGGUGUAUUAAGAUUAUAUCUUGAUUUGCUAGUUAUAUGGUUAGGCCAGUUACGGAAUAACAAACAUACUACUGAUACUCGUGGUGAUAUUAAUGUUUUAGAUAAUUCUACUAAUAUCACUACACCUCAAUCACCAAAUGAUUCAACUGAUUCCUGUACUUGGACAACAAUUAUUGAAGUGAUCGAAGCCAAUGGGUUAUUGUUUCUUUGUAGUCAGUCGUCUCUGAUAAGAAAAUGUGCAAUCAACAUAUUACAACUUGUUGCAGAUCUUGAGGUGGAAUUCGAAAAACGCAGUAAACAAAACCAGACAAUGCAUCCAUCACAUCAUAGUUACGAUGGAGAAAAUGAUAAUAUAUCAGAGGCUUUGAUGACAGCAGAGGCAACAGGAGAAGAAGAUAAUGACGAAAAACUAGAAGAUGCAAAAUAUAAAUUACACUACUCAGCCUCUGGCACAGAUGAUAAACAAAAAUAUUCUCGUAUAAUUCAUGUUCUUAAAUAUGGCGGUGGCGAACUUAUCAAAUUUGAUACUGAGCUACAAAAUUCCCUAACAAUAGUUGAACAUAUACGCUUACAAAAAUUACAACAACAAGGCAAAAAGGAUAUUCUUUUAAGACUUGUCGAAAGUGAAAAUCCUGCUGAUGCUGUCAUAUGGUCACACUGUUUUCCAACUUUUAUGAAAAUAUGUAUAAAACGUUUUCAUGUAACUGUGCCUUUAUGUCGCAGCUAUGUUCUUAUUCGAAUUAUGAAGAUGCAAUCGGCCAUUGUUAGCGCAUCGGAAGCACAUGCGCGUCCAGCGCCAAAAUUUCAUAUGCCAAAAAGCACUUAUUCAGCUAACGACGAUAUCAUUAAACAGUGGAGUUCAUAUUUAAUUGUUGCCUGUUCCACGAUCACUGUUUCAAUGAAAGAUGACGAACGUUUCGAUCGACUUUGGACAAAUAAUCGUAAUCGUGGUGUUAUAUCACAACAAGAACGUAUCACAUCAGCAAAAGAGCUGUUCAGAAAAGUCUUGCCAUUACUUUCUUCUGAACAUAGAGAAAUUCGUAAUUCUGUAUGGACUGCUUUAGGCAAUAUAAAUGAAUUUGUUUACAGAACCUUACUUGAAGAAUUAGGUCCACAUAUAAAAGCAGUUGAAGAAGAUUACAGGAUUAGAACUCUUAAACAAGGUUAUGCGUCAAUGCAUAAACGUGGUAAAAAGUUCGAUAGAUUGCGAACUGAGAUUGCUCAUGUUUUCCAAUUGACGGCUCAUUUUCUUCUCAACGAAAGGUAUAUCCGUGAUUCGUCAUUAAUUAAUAUCAUAAUUUCAUUCAUUAAAGAGACAAAACAAUUUCUUCAAGAUGGCGAAAAUGCUAUGGACUGGGAAUGGCAAAAACUUCGCACAUAUUUUUGCGGAUUGAUUGAAAAACUGUAUGAUGGAAUUUCGCAAACUGAAGUUGAUAUAAUGGAUUCUGAAACUAGGGCAAUGCUUUUUAAAAUGAUUGAAGAAUGGUGUGGUCAUGGGAAAAGAGGUUCACAUCAUCGUGAAAGAGAAGCUAGAAUGCUUAGCAUGGUGAUGGAUCAAUUCAGAGAUGCAGAAGAUAGAAGACCUUUAACCACUCAAAUGGAAGCUGAUAGGAAAGCUUUAGAGUUUGCUGCAUUAAAUGCCAUGGCUUCAUUAUGUAAAGGACCAGUUGAAUCAAGCUCCAUGAAAAAACAGCAACAAAAUUUGCUUGAUUCUGAUAGCAUAUUUGAAUGGAUUCAAUCUGUUUUUGAAAAUCCGCAAGAUAAACUUCAUCCUAUUGCAAGGAGAGCACUUGAAGGGUUAUUAAUUAGUAAUAAAAAUAAUCCAAGUUUUCUUGAGGUACCAAUUCAUCUUUGCUAUUCAGGAAAUCCACAAUUUAAGAGCACACAAGGAUAUUUCUUGGCAUUGACAGAAGUAUUUUCCAAAGUUAAUGAUUAUCCUUGCGAACGACCUAGUAAAAUUUUAUCAUUAGCACUUUUCAAGGUAGGAGAUGCAGAAUUGGAGAUUAGAAAAAAUGCUUUAAAAUUAUUAAAAAUAAUAGAAAAUCGUUAUUGGAGAGAAACUUUCUCGGACGAGUUUGAAGUAGGAAUUACAAGUGAGCUAUCGUCGAUCUACAAACAAACACAAAUUCUCCUAUCGACAAAGCUUGCUCAACUGGCUCGAAAAAGAGAUGAAGAAAAAUUUGGACAACUCAGUAAUCUGAGUGAAAUGAAUAUUCAAAAUUUCACUGAACUUUACGAAGAAACUCAUUUUAUGUUAUCAGAGGUUACCAUGAGAUUUGAAUUUGUAGUGGAGAAAUGUAAGAAAGAUAUGCUUGCUUAUUUGGUACCUUGGGUUAGGAACGUAGAACUACACUUUACAGAAGAAGGUGAAUUACAUCCUACAACAUUUAUAAUGAUUUCAAAUUUAUUUUUUAUUACGGUGAAAUAUGGUGAUAUGUUUGUGAAGGAGAUCAAAAAAAUUUGGCAACAGUUAGUAAUGGGUGAACAUGUACGGAAUAUACGUGCUAUAGUGAAAUUUUUAAUUGAUGUUGGACUAGAGAAACGUAAUCCUAUUUUUGUGUCACAUGCGAAAAGAGUAUUUGUAUAUUUAGGUCGUACACCCACACGUGCAGCAGUUAUUGAAGCAUUGGUGUCUGAAAUAAUACCAAAAUCAAUGAGCCCACAAUCUAAAGAAACGGGUGAACAAAAGGAAUUAAAGACUUAUGGAAUGCAUCUUUCAAAAAUAGAAGAAGCGAUGCCUCAACAAAACAAACGUCCUAUAUUUUCAUCUGGGCAAUUGGCAAUGUUAUAUAUGGUUGAUAUGGCAAUAGAGGCUGGUGCUGAUUUUGAAUUGCAUUUACCAAGAUUACUUCAUGUUUUAUUUGUACAAUUAGAUUCGGCAAAUUCACUCAUCAGCGAGGAAACACGAUCAUUAUUGAUCAAUUUGAUUCAUUCGAUGAUACUUAGUAAAUCGGUGUAUCCGGAAGUGGUUAUGCUUGCAAAAUCAUUGGUGAAAGAAUUAAGAGCUAAGGAAAGUUCGCAAUUAUGGCCAUAUGAAGAUAUCACCUAUAAUAAUAGAUCUAUAAACAGUCUAGUAGAGCUUGAAAGAUUACUAAAAGACGUAGUGACGAUUUUUGGAGUAACAAUUUUUGGAGAAAGUAAUCAAGAUGACUUGAAACAAAUGUGGGGAGAAAUGGCAUUAAAAUGGGCGACAUCGUGUGCGGUUCGACAUAUAGCAUGUAGAUCUUUUCAAAUAUUUCGCUUUCUGAUCCCAGUUUUUAAUGAACACAUGCUUACAGAUGUAUUAUCACGACUUUCUAAUACAAUAUCCGAUGCUUCCGAAGAUAUUCAAGGAUUUGCAUUGGAAAUACUGAUCACAUUGAGCAAUGUUGUUGAUUGGCUUGAAAAAGAUACUAAAGAAAUAUUUCCACAACUGAUAUGGGCGACAAUUGCAUGUCUUCAAACAGUCAAUGAGCAAGAAUUUUUAGAGGUGUUGUCAAUUUUAGAUAAAAUAUUAGAUAAAUAUGAUUUGUCAGAUGAAGAAAAUAGUGCGAUUUUGCGGAGUUUCUUCCCGGAACAUAAAUGGCACGGACAAUUUAUCGGCAUUCAACCAUUGUUGAUGAAAGGGAUUUUGUCAUCAACAGCAUAUCAAAAAACAUUUUACAUGUUAAAAAAACUGCUGUUUAUACAAAACGAACAAUUGAUUGACCCGACACCGUGUAGAUUGAUGUAUCUGAUACUUGCUAAUCUUCCAAGAUUUGUACAUGCAUUGGAUGAUGAAAGCAUCAGGGAGGAGUGUAAUGAAUGGGCACUUUAUUUAUCAGAAAUGUCUGAACAACAAGAUCGAACAAAUCUUGCCAAGAUUUUAAGCUCAUAUCAUAAAGGUCGAUUCAGAUCUAAGGAGGAUUUUUUGAGAAACAUCACAUUGAUUAUACGAGAAAAUUAUUUUAAUGAACAUCAAGUAGAGAUCAUAAUAUUUUUCAUGAGUCUUCUUUCAAAUAAAUUACCAUAUUGUAAAUUGAAGACGAUGACGAUAAUCAAGACAUUGCUUCCAUAUGUCAAUACAGAAAAUCAUAAAUUUAUUUCAUUAGGAUCUGAGUUGAUACUACCAUUAUUGCGACUUUUGCAAACAGAGUAUUCACAAGAAGCAUUGGAGGUACUUGAUGAAGCGAUACUUAUUGUUGGUGGGCCUAAAGAUAAACAAAUUUUAAGAAUGAGUUUUAAUACACGGAGAGGAAAAGAGAACGAGACAACUAUUAGUCUAUUUGGUGAGCCGGAAGAGUCUGGAUGGUCAAUACCUGAUCGUAAUAGUGCGAUGGAAAUGACCAGGAAUGAUGUUCACUCUGUGUGCUAUACGUGUAAAGUGUCGACAAUCUUACCAGAUCCUGACUAUCAAUUCUUUGCAGAUAUUCCUAUUGAUACAUCGGCUUAUGGAGACGACACACCUACAAGAGACUAUAAAUUCCGUGAGAUUGUAUCAAAACUACAAGAUUUGAAUGAAUACUUUUUGCCAGGGGAUGAUGUUCUUAGUAAUGGCGGGGGUCGUCUCGAUUUCAGUGAAUUAAGUGGCUUUGAUGGCGAACUAGCAUUUAUACCAGUAAAUAACCCUAGUAUAUGA